This is a messenger RNA of Alligator mississippiensis (American alligator), 854 nucleotides long. It is a transcript of the gene NPW, whose product is annotated as neuropeptide W. The coding region runs from base 117 to 500 and encodes 127 amino acids. The transcript is spliced from 2 exons. The record is from RefSeq and is a predicted model, not a curated record. Gene Ontology annotation, molecular function: G protein-coupled receptor binding. Gene Ontology annotation, biological process: G protein-coupled receptor signaling pathway; feeding behavior. Lineage: Eukaryota; Metazoa; Chordata; Crocodylia; Alligatoridae.
CGGGGGCGAAGGCGGCGCGUGCGGCGGCUCCUCCCCGGCCGCGGGCUAUAGAAGGGGCGCCCGGCGCCGCCGCGCCCCGCACCGCACCGCACCGCCCCGCUCCGCUCCGCCCGGCCAUGCGCUCGCCGGCGGGGUGCGGCGGCGCCGGCCGAGCCCUGGCGCUGCUGGCGCUGCUGGCGCUGGCGGGCCCGGCCGCCGCCUGGUACAAGCACGUGGCCAGCCCGCGCUACCACACCGUGGGCCGCGCCUCGGGGCUGCUCGUGGGCAUCCGCCGCUCGCCCUACCUGUGGCGCCGCGGCCUGGAGCCGCCCCGCGACCCGCAGCCCGGCGCCGCCGCCCGCCUCCUCCAGCUGCUCCUGCCGCCGCCCGGCGCCGCGCCGCGCCCCGACGGGCCCCGCACCGCCGCCCGGCACCGCGCCGCGCCCGCCACCCCCGACGGCGGCGCCAGGCGGCAGGAGCGCGGCCUCCCGGACUCCAGGUUUUCUGAGUUCACGAUAUAGCUCCUGAUUUUCCAACUCGUUCCAACAGAGAUGUUUGAAGAGCAGCGGUUGCCUGACUUGGAAACUGUUUCCUACUGCCGACGAGGAAGAUUUUCAUGCUGGUUCUCCUGAUAUUCUGACCUCUUUGCAACCAUCUAGACAACUGCUGUUUAAAAAAAAAUCUCUGGUUUUCUUAUUAACUGUCCAAACACAGUGUUUUCACAUCAGCCUAGUGCUAUAGACUUGGGGAAAGCGAACAGAGAAGAUAUUUAUUUUCAUUAUUUUUUAGAUCUCUGUAAUAGCUUAUUUGCAAUAUAACAACAUGUACUGUUUGCUUUAUAGGAACCUGCACUCAUUAAAAUAAGAUUUAAUCAA